AUGUCUUCCCCAUUCCCAAAAACAGCUGAUAAGGUCAAAGGUGUCCAAAUAUUAGGUCCAGUUCCAGAAAGUGCUAAACACAUUUUCAACCAGGAAACUUUAGCAUUCGUUGCCACUUUACACCGUGGUUUUGAAGCCAGAAGACAAGAAUUGUUGAACAACAGAAAAGAACAACAAAAGUUAAGAGACCAAGGUUUCUUACCAGACUUCUUACCAGAAACUGAAUAUAUUAGAAAUGAUCCUACCUGGACUGGUCCAUCAUUGGCUCCAGGUUUGGUUGACAGAAGAUGUGAAAUCACUGGUCCAACCGACAGAAAGAUGGUCAUCAACGCCUUGAACUCCAACGUUGCUACAUACAUGGCUGAUUUUGAAGAUUCGUUGACCCCAGCUUGGAAAAACUUGGUUGAAGGUCAAGUCAAUCUUUACGAUGGUGUCAGAAGAAACUUGACUGCCAGCAUCAAUGGUAAGAAAUAUGCCUUGAACUUGGAAAAAGGCAGACACAUUCCAACCUUGAUUGUGAGACCAAGAGGAUGGCACUUGGAUGAAAAACACGUUUUGGUUGAUGGUAAGCCAGUUUCCGGUGGUAUUUUUGAUUUUGCUGUCUACUUCUACAACAAUGCUCAAGAAACUUUAGCUAGAGGCUUUGGUCCAUACUUCUAUUUGCCAAAGAUGGAACACCACUUGGAAGCAAAAUUAUGGAACGAUAUUUUCAACUACGCCCAAGACUACAUUGGGUUGAGAAGAGGUACCAUCAGAGCUUCAGUUUUGAUCGAAACCAUUCCAGCUGUUUUCCAAAUGGAUGAAAUCAUCUAUCAAUUAAGAGAACACAGUGCUGGUUUGAACUGUGGUAGAUGGGAUUAUAUUUUCUCCUACAUCAAGUGUUUAAGAAACCACCCAGACUUUAUUUUGCCAGAUAGAUCACAAGUCACAAUGGCAGCUCCAUUCAUGUCCUCCUAUGUUAAGUUAUUGGUCCACACUACCCAUAAGAGAAAAGUCCACGCUCUUGGUGGUAUGGCUGCUCAAAUUCCAAUCAAGGACGAUGAAGAAAGAAACAGAGCUGCUUUGGCCAAUGUCACUAAAGAUAAAUUAAGAGAAGUUACUCUUGGAUGUGAUUCAUGUUGGGUUGCCCACCCAGCUUUGGUUCCAGUUGUGUUGAAAGUUUUCAACGAAAACAUGAAGGGUCCAAACCAAAUCUCAUUGCCACCAAAGGAACCAUUCAAGCCAAUCACCCAAAGAGACUUGUUGAGUCCAUUUGUUCCAAAUGCUAAAAUUACUGAACAAGGUAUUAGAGCAAAUAUCAUUAUUGGUAUCUCCUACAUUGAGGCUUGGUUAAGAAAUGUCGGUUGUGUUCCAAUCAACUAUUUGAUGGAAGAUGCCGCUACCGCUGAGGUUUCCAGAACUCAAAUUUGGCAAUGGGUUACACAUGGUGCUAAGACUGACACUGGUAAAGUUAUUGACAAGCAAUACGUUAAGCAAUUAUUGGAUGAAGAAUAUGCUAAAUUGGUCAAGAGUGCUAAACCAGGUAACAAGUUCAAGAGAGCUUUCGAAUACUUUGCUCCAGAAGCUCUUGGUGAAAAGUACUCUGACUUUGUAACAACUUUGAUUUACGACGAUGUCACUACUAUUGGCAGAUCUUUACCAGGUGAAAGAUUGUAA
Messenger RNA from Candida dubliniensis CD36, 1656 nucleotides. RefSeq names its product malate synthase (gene MLS1). Gene Ontology annotation, cellular component: peroxisomal matrix; cytoplasm. Lineage: Eukaryota; Fungi; Ascomycota; Pichiomycetes; Serinales; Debaryomycetaceae. The transcript has a single exon. The record is from RefSeq and is a predicted model, not a curated record. Bases 1 to 1656 code for a protein of 551 amino acids. Gene Ontology annotation, biological process: glyoxylate cycle. Gene Ontology annotation, molecular function: malate synthase activity.